Messenger RNA from Nicotiana tabacum (common tobacco), 714 nucleotides. The record is from RefSeq and is a predicted model, not a curated record. Lineage: Eukaryota; Viridiplantae; Streptophyta; Magnoliopsida; Solanales; Solanaceae.
AUGAGGUCAAAGGAAGGAAUAGUUCUCAACCAAAGAAAAUAUGCUUUGGAGUUAAUCUCUGAAGUAGGACUUAGUGAUUGUAAACCUGCUUCCAUACCAAUGGAACUCAAUCACAAGCUAACAACUGUAGAUUAUGAUAAGCAUGUGGGAAUCACUGAAGAUGCAGAACUGGGAGAUAUAACAGCAUAUCAGAAACUUAUAGGGAAGUUGUUGUACUUGACCAUCACAAGACCAGACCUAUGCUUUGUUGUACAGGUUUUGAGUCAAUUUAUGCAAAAUCCAAAACAAUCCCAUUUGAAUGCAGCAAUGAGAAUCAUCAGAUACAUCAAAGGUUCACCAGGCCUUGGUAUAUUCUUGAAGAAGGGAGAAACUCAUACUCUUACAGCUUAUUAUGACUCAGAUUGGGCUGCUUGCCCCAAUACUAGGAGAUCAAUCACAGGCUAUGUUGUGAAGUUAGGAAACUCAUUGCUAUCUUGGAAGUCUAAGAAACAACAAACAGUCAGUAGAAGCUCAGCAGAAGCAGAAUACAGGAGCAUGGCAGCUGUAGUUGCAGAAAUCAUUUGGGUAACAGGAUUAUUAGAAGAAUUGGGAGUGAAAGUACAGAAGCCAGUACAUCUGCACUGUGAUAGCAAAGCUGCGAUACGAAUAGCAGCAAAUCAUAUCUUCCAUGAGAGGACAAAACAUAUAGAGAUCGAUUGUCAUUUUGUGAGAUAA